UAUAUUUUCAGAAUCAUGGCAUACUAUAACUUUAAGAAGAUAGCUGUGGUCCCCUGUGCCAAGGACUUCACUGAUAUAGUCCUAUCGAAGACACAGAGAAAAACUCCAACAGUUAUUCACAGACAUUAUAAAAUCUCAAGAAUUCGUUCCUUUUAUAUGCGCAAGGUUAAGUUCACACAGAGCAACUUCAGUGAGAAACUAGCACAGAUCCUACUGGAGUUCCCUAAGCUUGAAGAUAUUCAUCCGUUCUACGCUGAUCUUAUAAACGUUCUUUAUGACAAGGACCAUUACAAGCUUGCUCUGGGUCAGAUCAAUACAGCUCGACAUUUGAUCGACAACGUGUCUAAGGAUUAUGUUCGACUCCUGAAAUUUGGCGACAGCUUGUACAGAUGCAAACAGUUAAAGAAGGCGGCGCUUGGUCGUAUGGCGACCAUUAUGCGUAGACAAAAUCAGUCCCUGCAGUAUCUUGAACAGGUGCGCCAACAUUUGUCCAGAUUGCCUACAAUCGAUCCUAACACAAGAACUCUUCUAAUUACAGGGUUUCCCAAUGUUGGAAAAUCAAGUUUUAUCAACAAGAUAACACGAGCAGAUGUUGAGGUUCAACCCUACGCUUUCACCACCAAAUCCCUCUACGUGGGACACACAGACUACAAAUAUCUUCGUUGGCAGGUUGUUGAUACUCCUGGUAUCCUUGAUCAUCCCCUGGAGGAGCGGAACACAAUUGAGAUGCAGGCUAUUACAGCUCUAGCCCAUCUCAGAGCAGUUGUUCUUUACUUUAUGGAUCCUAGCGAGCAGUGUGGACACUCGCUUGUGCAGCAGAAAGCUCUUUUUGACAGCAUCAAGCCACUGUUCAACAACAAACCCCUGAUUGUAGUCGCCAACAAGAGCGACGUGUUGGCCAGGACAGAGCUAACUGAGGAGAAGGAGAUAAUCUACAAAGAGAUUGAGAAAGAGAUAGGACGAGAUAUCCUGGAGAUGUCAACGGUUACGGAGGUUGGAGUUAUGGACGUCAAGACCAAUGCCUGUGAGCUGCUGUUGCAACACAGAGUUGAAGCCAAGUUCCGGAGUAAGAAGGUUGAUGGAAUCCUGAACCGUCUCCACGUAGCUGAACCUGCACCUAGAGACUCGAAAUCUAGGCCAGCGUUCAUACCACCAGCAGCUGUCAGGAAACUUCAAGAGAAGCUUGAGAACAAGAUGGAUGAGGAUGAGGAGGAGGGAGAUGAUGAUGAAGAGAAGGCUCCAAGAUGGAAGUCUGAGAGACAGAUUGAAUUGGAACAAGGAGAUGACUAUAUUCUGGAUCUUAAGAAGAAAUAUCUUAUCCCUGACGACCAGAAAUACGACAUUAUCCCUGAGACAUGGGAGGGACACAACAUCGCAGAUUUCAUCGACCCCGACAUCAUGGAGAAGCUGGAUGCCCUGGAGAGGGAGGAGGAGGAGAGGGAGAAGGCAGGAUUCUAUGACAGUGAGGAGUCCGAGGAGGAUGAAAGUUACGCUGAGAUCAAGGAGCUGGCUGGCAAGAUUAGAUACAAGAAGGCCUGCAUGAAGGAGGAACAGAUCAUUGAUAACACGACGAAGUCGGUUAUGCCAAGGAACACACUGGCGAAGAAGAGAGAGAGGAGCGUGAGCAGGUUGAAGAGAGAGUUCGAGGAUCUUGGAGUGGAUAUGAAGGAUACUAAGGGAGCACAUUUUACAAGGACGAAUGAAAGGAGCUUGAGCAGGAAAAGGCUGAAGGUCGAUGAUGGAUCUAGCCGCAGGGCCAGGAGCUCAAGUAGAAUGCCUAGAGAUCAGUCUGGAGUGAAGGAUGCUGUGCAGGUUAAGAAAAUCAAGAAAAUUCAGAAUAAAACGAGGGAGAAAAACUUCUCAAUGCACGGGAAAGCCGGAGAAUCGGACAGAGCUAUCAAAUGCAAGAUGCCAAAACAUCUCUUCGCUGGAAAACGCGGGAACGGGAAAACGGAUAGAAGAUAGAUGUUUCAUCAACCAUCCAGAUCUAAAUUCUAAAAUUUAUAUUAAAAUUUGUGAUAUAAUAACUGUUGCUAAUUUCUCUGUCUAUUUCAGAA
This is a messenger RNA of Eurytemora carolleeae, 2057 nucleotides long. RefSeq names its product nucleolar GTP-binding protein 1 (gene Non1). Bases 16 to 1965 code for a protein of 649 amino acids. Gene Ontology annotation, molecular function: RNA binding; GTP binding; GTPase activity. The transcript has 8 exons. The record is from RefSeq and is a predicted model, not a curated record. Gene Ontology annotation, cellular component: nucleolus. NCBI's taxonomy places the organism in Eukaryota, Metazoa, Arthropoda, Copepoda, Calanoida, Temoridae. Gene Ontology annotation, biological process: ribosomal large subunit biogenesis.